Molecule: messenger RNA, 855 nt
Organism: Oryza sativa Japonica Group (Japanese rice)
Lineage: Eukaryota; Viridiplantae; Streptophyta; Magnoliopsida; Poales; Poaceae
Source: RefSeq, a predicted model, not a curated record
CAGAACUACAGACAAGCAGGUUUCCUGCUGCUGUUCAGGCCUUGAGACGGUGGGCUGUGGCCUGUGGGCAUUCACGGUGCAAAAGCAAGUAACCAACGCCAGCGACGACAAGACAACACGAUGAGCCUGAGCGAUCUGCCGGACGAGGCCCUGCUCGUCAUCCUGAACAAGCUGGACACACGGGAGGCCGUGAGAUGCAGCGUCCUCUCGAGGCGGUGGAGACGCGUCCCCGGCAUGCUCCCCAACAUCGAGCUGGACGUCGACUCGUUCACGCCCGACCACGACGACGGCUUCACGUCCACGCUAUCCGACGCCGCGAGGAACAACUACGCGAUGGUGAGCGCGGUGCAGAGCCUCCUGUCGCACGAGAGCCGGCACGACAUCCGCCGUCUGGACCUGAGCUUCUUCUCGAGGGACGAGUCCGUCGGGAUCAUCCACGCCAUCGACGACGCCAUGGCCCGCGGCCGCAGAAUCCUCGACCUGCGGUUCGACGUCUUGUCAGAGAAGUCAUAUAUGGAAUGCCCGGACAGUGACAGGGUCAAGCAAGGGAGGCGCCUUCUUCACUGCUUCGACCGCUAUCCACGCGUGUUUGCUGGCCUCACCAGCCUGCACCUGGAGUGCGUCACCGUGCAAGGACCCCGCUUCUCCGACGUGAUCACCGCCUGCGAGAAGCUCAUCGACCUCUCCCUUGUCCGCUGCAACUUUGGAAAGGAGACGGCGCUAACGAUCCAACACGAGCAGCUCAGCAUGAUAAACCUCGAGUUCUGCACAUGUGACACCGUCGAGCUUGAGUGGCUCCCGAAGUUAUCGGAGCUGUCGAUAUAUGGAUUCAGCCAGAGACCCCGACACAUUUAG